UUCCUGUUUGCAUUCCAACGUCAACAAACUUCACAUAGUACAGGAUCAUGGCCGAAUUAAAUCGACAACUUCAAGAGUAUUUGGCCCAGUCUAAAAGUGGUGCCAAAACGAUAUCACAGUCCAGCUCCAGCACGACUAUAGAUAUCGAAGAACCCGCUUCAGUGCCGGGGAGCUGGUUCGGUAGAUGGUCAAGUCCCUUCUCGGGCUCAAACAGUCGUGGAGGUUCAGCAGGCCAAGGAACUGGCAGCGGCUUUUCCUGGCCAUGGUCUUCGGAACCAGAUCCAUGUUUACCAGGCAUGAGUCGCAAACAGCGGCUGCUGGCAUUUGGGACAUGCAUUUUCUUCUCCGCUCUGUGUUUCGGACUGUCAGCGCUCUAUGCUCCCUUACUUCUACUGAAGGCACGUAAAUUUGCGCUGUUGUGGUCCCUUGGAUCCGUUUUUGCGCUUGUUGGAGCGGCGAUUCUAAGGGGUCCUAGUAAGCUUAUAGCGACACCAACACCAGGUGCGGUGGUGUACCUGCUAUCCCUGGGAGGCACUCUGUACGCGGCCUUGAGUCUCCACAGCACAUUACUUACCGCUCUUGGAGCCGGACUCCAAAUCGCUGCUAUCGUAGGAUACAUCGUGGCCCUGCUGCCGGGUGGUAGCGCAGGCAUGCGAUUCGUCGGCGGCAUGGCAGCUUCUGCCAUUAAAAGGACUGUAACUGGGAAAACCAUGCCGAUUUGACAAGGUACUGGCGCAGUAAUUCAUCGACAGACUAAUACAUUGAUAAGAGAGUGGUAAAGCUGUGAUGCACUAAUGAAAUUCAAAGCGUUCUCCAGUGUGUCGGUGAAGCAUCCAGGUCCCCGUAAUCCUCUGAGUUUAUUCGGUUAAAUAUAUGAUGGUUAACGUGUACUACUCCGCCACUCUGGGUUAAGUUUAGUGGAACCCGUCGAAACUGACUACUGAUAAUGGACUUUUAUUUUUUCGAAGCGGGAAAAGGACCAAAAAUAUGAAUAAACGGACUCUGAAACUCGCCUACCCUAACAAAACAGGGACAAAGAACUGUGAACCAUAUUGCUCAAAGAAUUUUUAAAUAUUCUUUGUAAAUAAACACGAGAUUCAAACA
Chanos chanos (milkfish) is the source of this 1104-nucleotide messenger RNA. It is a transcript of the gene sft2d3, whose product is annotated as SFT2 domain containing 3. Bases 48 to 722 code for a protein of 224 amino acids. The transcript has a single exon. Gene Ontology annotation, biological process: vesicle-mediated transport. Lineage: Eukaryota; Metazoa; Chordata; Actinopteri; Gonorynchiformes; Chanidae. The record is from RefSeq and is a predicted model, not a curated record. Gene Ontology annotation, cellular component: membrane.